CCGAACGUAUUUGAUGGAUUUCGUUCAUCAUCUUCCCCAUUCUUUUCAGAUCAAAGGGACGAAGACAACGAGAUUAUGGCUACAGAAAGUGAUCCUUCUGUUUUCGCAGACGAUAGAAACGACGAGGGCUGGGUUCACGACGAGGGAUGGUUCGCGAUGGUGGUAGACAAGAGCAAGAGCGAGGGUGGUAGCCGGCGCCAGUGGGCGGUUUUCUUUGCUAUCACUGCUCUGAUCAUCGCUCUGGCCGCUGCUUCCACCGCCUCCCCCAAGAUCUCUCUCUUCGGUAAAGUCAAUAAGCUCUGCAGCUGCUCCCAGCAGCAGCUGAUUUUGACUGGGCAGUUCUUAAUUUCGUCUGUGUGCGCACAGAAAUAUACUGGGAUUGUGGAAGAUUGCUGUUGCAACUACGAGACGGCUAACCUUUUGAACGAGGAAGUAUUGUAUCCGUCUCUCCAGGAGCUUGUGAAAACCCCAUUCUUCCGUUAUUUCAAGGUGAAAUUAUGGUGUGACUGUCCUUUCUGGCCGGAUGAUGGCAUGUGCAAAUUGAGGGAUUGCAGUGUCUGUGAAUGUCCGGAUAAUGAGUUCCCUGAGUUGUUUAAGAGGCCUUUCCGCCGUGGUCUGCCCUCAGAUGCGCCUAUUUGUCAAGAAGGCAAGCCGGAGGCUGCCGUCGAUCGCACCCUUGAUCAUAGAGCUUUUAGGGGUUGGACAGUGACUGAUAACCCAUGGACAAAUGAUUAUGAGACUAACAAUGAUGAGAUGACGUAUGUGAAUCUGCAACUGAAUCCUGAACGCUAUACUGGAUACACUGGUCCAUCAGCUAGAAGGAUAUGGGAUGCUGUUUACUCUGAGAACUGUCCCAAGUUUUGUAGCCGGUCUGUUCUGAUGUGCCAGCAAGGGUACAUGGAACUGUGGAUUAGGAGAGUUUUACUGUACCAAUAGGGCAUGCGUUGCAUAUGCACUUGAGAGGACUAGAGCUGAAUAUUGUUAUUCUAGGAUGAGGAGGAGAAGGUCAUGUUACAGCCAGGUAUUUGUUUUCCUAUAACGGUCUGAAACUUUGGUUCCUACAAACCCAGUUUUAAGUUUUCAUGAUGUGAAAUAAUUUGAAUGAUCUUUAGCAAGCAACCAUGUGGGGAAAAAAAAUACCAUAGCUACUAGAUAAUUGGUGAAGUUUAAUCAAAUGAUAAAUGCCAGAUUGCCUGCUCAAUUCCCAAAGAGUUGUUGAAUUAGUAAAUAAUUCAUAUA
This is a messenger RNA of Linum tenue, 1239 nucleotides long. The record is from the annotation of a GenBank genome assembly. Lineage: Eukaryota; Viridiplantae; Streptophyta; Magnoliopsida; Malpighiales; Linaceae.